Choloepus didactylus (southern two-toed sloth) is the source of this 945-nucleotide messenger RNA. Its product is annotated as olfactory receptor 1N1-like. Gene Ontology annotation, molecular function: G protein-coupled receptor activity; olfactory receptor activity. Gene Ontology annotation, biological process: G protein-coupled receptor signaling pathway. The record is from RefSeq and is a predicted model, not a curated record. NCBI's taxonomy places the organism in Eukaryota, Metazoa, Chordata, Mammalia, Pilosa, Megalonychidae. Gene Ontology annotation, cellular component: membrane.
AUGGAUGGGGAAAACCAAUCUAUCAUCUCUGAAUUUUUCCUCCAAGGAAUAUCUGAGUCACCAGAGCAACAGCAGUUAGUCUUUGGAAUUUUCCUUAGUAUGUAUCUUGUCACCUUGACUGGGAAUGUCCUUAUCAUUCUGGCCAUUGGCUUUGACCCCCACCUCCACACCCCUAUGUACUUCUUUUUGGUCAACCUGUCUUUUGUUGACAUGGGUUUAACAUCCUCUACAGUUAUCAAGAUGCUGGUGAAUGUACAGACUCAACAUCACACCAUCUCCUAUAUGGGUUGCCUCACCCAAAUGUAUUUCUUUCUGAUGUUUGGUGAUCUGGACAGCUUCUUCCUGGCUGUAAUGUCAUAUGACCACUUUGUGGCCAUUUGCCAUCCUCUCUACUACUCCACAGUCAUGAGCCCCCAAGCCUGUGCCCUGCUGCUUGCAAUAUGCUGGAUCUUCACCAACAUUGUUGCUCUGACUCACACCCUCCUCGUGGCUCAGCUGUCCUUCUGUGUCAUUGGGGAAAUAGCUCACUUUUUCUGUGACAUAAUUCCUGUCCUAAAGCUGUCAUAUUCUGACACCCACAUCAAUGAGUUGAUGGUGUUUGCCUUAGGAGGCACAGUACUCAAUGUCCCCUUUAUAUGCAUUGUCAUCUCCUACAUCCACAUUGUAUCAGCCAUCCUGAGGGUCCGAGCCCCUUGGGGGGGGGGGGGCAAGGCCUUUUCCACGUGCAGUUCCCACCUCUGUGUUGUUUGUGUGUUCUAUGGAACCCUCUUCAGUGCCUACCUGUGCCCUCCUUCUGUCACCUCUGAAGAGAAGGACAUUGCUGCAGCUGCAGUGUACACAGUGGUGACCCCCAUGUUGAACCCCUUUAUCUAUAGCCUAAGGAACAAAGACAUGAAGGGGACCCUUAAAAGGCUUCUCAGUCACAGGACAAUAUUUUCCUCUUAG